Molecule: messenger RNA, 1909 nt
Organism: Salvelinus sp. IW2-2015
Lineage: Eukaryota; Metazoa; Chordata; Actinopteri; Salmoniformes; Salmonidae
Product: mucin-5AC-like
Cellular component (GO): extracellular matrix
Molecular function (GO): protein binding
Source: RefSeq, a predicted model, not a curated record
ACAUCAAAGGCCACAGUUAACAUCAAUCCCCUCAAUGUCAAGGAUACCUGAGAUUGCAGGAGUGAGUCCUAUACAUAAUGGCCAAGUCUGCAGUACGUGGGGUAACUACCACUUCAAGACCUUUGACGGAGACAUCUUUCAGCUCCCCUCCACCUGCAACUAUGUUGUGACCUCACUGUGCCAUAGCAGUUAUGAGGAUUUCAACAUCCAGAUGAGGCGGCAGGUGGUGAACAACCAGCCCACCAUUAGCAAGAUCACCAUGAAGCUGGAUGGUGUAGUGGUGGAGCUAUCCAAGGGUUCAGUUGUUGUUAAUGGGAAUAAUGCCACCUUACCAUUCAGCCAGUCUGGUAUUCUCAUUGAAGAGACUCCCUCCUACAUCAAGAUCAAAGCAAAACUGGGAUUGGUAGCCAUAUGGAACCAGGAUGAUUCCUUCUUGGUGGAGAUGGACAURAAAUUCAGAAAUAAGACCUGUGGUCUAUGUGGAGAUUUUAAUGGAAUUCAYCAAUUUGAUGAGUUCUAUAGCCAUGGUAUGAAAUUGUCCCCUGUCGACUUCGGAAACUUCUGGAAAUUGGAUGGUCCCACUGAAAGCUGUACUGAAAACACACUGCCUUCAAAUCAGAAUUGRCCCAAUCUGAAACCAGUUUGUGAGCAGUUGCUCUCCGGUCCUGCCUUCAGCAGCUGUAAGGACUUGUUGGCCAUUGACUCAUUUGUUGAGUCCUGUGUAUCUGACCUGUGCCACUGUGAUAACAGCACCAAGUCCUUCUGCCUAUGCAACACUAUCUCAGAGUACUCCCGCCAGUGUGUUCAUGCAGGCGGGAAGCCCAAGCAAUGGAGGACUGAACAGUUCUGCUAUAAGACCUGCCCCUWCAACAUGGAGUACCAGGAGUGUGGAAACCCCUGUGUUGACACCUGCUCCAACCCCGAGAGAGGCCAGCUGUGUGAGGAACACUGCUCAGAUGGCUGCUUUUGUCCUCCAGGAACCGUUUUUGAUGACGUCAACAAGAAUGGUUGUAUCGCCUUGAGUCAAUGCUACUGCCGCCACAAUGGAAAAACCUACGCACCCGGAGAGUCUUAUUCAAGCACUUGUAAAGAUUGCUCCUGUGCUGGUGGUCAGUGGAAGUGUGUGGACAAGGACUGUCCUGGCACCUGUGCUGUGGAGGGAGGAUCCCACAUCAACACCUAUGAUGGAAAAGCCUACACCUUCCAUGGGGARUGCUCUUAUGUUUUGACCAAGGACUGUGAUGGGAUGCAAUUCACUGUACUGGGUGAUCUGGUGCAAUGUGGGCUUUCUGACAGUGAGACUUGUCUAAAGGCUGUUACCCUGUCCCUCUCAGAAGGAGCCACUGUGAUCAACAUACAACCCAAUGGAAAAGCCUUUGUAAAUGGAAUCUAUUCUCAGCUGCCUUUUUCUGCUGCUGGAGUAACUAUUUUCAGAGCCUCCUCAUUUUUCAUCAUUGUCCAGACCACCUUUGGCCUCCAGUUGGAAAUCCAACUCUCACCAAUCAUGCAGGUCUAUAUUGCUGCAAGCACCGUUUGGCAGCAGAGAACUUGUGGUCUUUGUGGAAACUUCAACAACAACCAAGGAGAUGAUUUCAAGGUCCUGAGUGGAGUGACUGAGGGCACAGCCAUUGGUUUUGCAAACACCUGGAAAACACGAGCCAGCUGCCCAGACAUCAAGAGUAGCUUUGAAAGCCCCUUUGAGUGUCGUGUGAUGAAGUCAGUGUCUUUGGUAAAAUGUCCGCCUGUGACCAGUCGUGGUUCUCCGCGCUCCAUGGGCCUGUCUGAGACAUCCCCGCAGGUCGGCGACGUUGUUGCAGAUGAUGUCUGCCGUGAGGACCUGCCUUACAACAGCCUUACAAGCCCUCAGUCCAGACUCCUCAUCAGCCUAUUGCGGCCAUCUGACCACUGA